CAUGCGCUCGAAGGGGGGCGGAGGCGCCGGUCCGGGCGAAGGGCGAUACGGUGGCCGAGAGGGCACGGAGAGGAGGAGGACGGUGGCUGACGAGAUCCGGCAUGGAGCAUCUGGAGCGCUGCGAGUGGUUGUUGCGGGGGACGCUGGUGCGGGCGGCCGUUCGGCGCUACCUGCCCUGGGCCCUGGUGGCCUCCAUGCUGGCGGGCUCCCUCCUCAAGGAGUUGUCUCCGCUGCCCGAGAGCUACCUCAGCAACAAGCGCAACGUCCUCAACAUGUAUUUUGUCAAAGUGGCCUGGGCUUGGACGUUCUGUCUCCUCCUGCCUUUCAUUGCCCUCACCAACUACCAUCUGACCGGCAAGGCUGGCCUGGUCCUGCGGCGGCUGAGCACCCUGCUUGUGGGCACGGCCAUCUGGUACAUCUGCACCUCCAUCUUCUCCAACAUCGAACACUACACGGGCAGCUGCUACCAGUCCCCGGCCCUGGAGGGGGUCAGAAAGGAACACCAGAGCAAGCAGCAAUGCCACCAGGAAGGAGGCUUUUGGCAUGGCUUUGACAUCUCAGGUCACUCCUUCCUGCUGACCUUCUGUGCCCUCAUGAUUGUAGAAGAGAUGUCUGUGCUGCACGAGGUGAAGACAGACCGAAGCCACUGCCUCCACACCGCCAUCACCACCCUGGUUGUGGCCCUGGGCAUUCUGACUUUCAUCUGGGUGUUGAUGUUUCUGUGCACAGCUGUUUAUUUCCACAACUUGUCCCAGAAGGUGUUUGGCACCUUGUUCGGUUUGCUGAGCUGGUACGGGACAUACGGGUUUUGGUAUCCGAAAGCUUUUUCCCCAGGACUUCCUCCCCAGAGCUGUAGUUUGAAUUUGAAGCAAGAUAGUUACAAGAAAUAAAAGAGUAACAGAGGGGGCACAGAAGGACAAUGGCUAAUCUAUUUUUCAAAUAUAUAUUUUGCUUAGUUAUUUGGCUAAAUUAUUGAUCCUACUUCAGAGGGAAAGUGUACCAGGCAGUUUUGGUGGGUGGUGCUGAAGUCUGGGGAGUGAGUUUAGUCUUCAGACUAUUCUUGGCAACAUCACCAGUGUUGGAAGCACCACCAUUCCCAGUUAGGCACUUUUUGUCCCUGGUAAGACUUGACGUUUAUCUGGAACACUCCUUUUGUCCCUAGAGUGAGGAACUAAGGCUCAGCAAAAGGGCAGAAUCAGGAAAGCCUCUAUGGUGUGGCUAAAGGAGAGGCCAGAGCCUUGGGACUCCUUUGCUGCCUUCUCCCUGGUUCUAGUCGUCUUUAGAUUUUCACGGCUCUUACUGCUGUUACUUAGCAGUAUUUUCCGGCCGGGCAUGGUGGUUCACACCUGUAAUCCCUGCACUUUGGGAGGCCAAGGCUGGCGGAUCACCUGAGAUCAGGAGUUCGAGACUAUCCUGUCCAAUGUGGCGAACCUCGUCUCUUCUAAAAAUACAAAAAUUAGCUGGAUGUGGUGGCAGGUGCCUGUAAUCCCAGCUACUCAGAAGGCUGAGGUAGGAGAAUUGCUUGGACCUAGGAGAUGGAGGUUGCAGUGAGCGGAGAUCGCACCACUGCACUCCAGCCUGGGUGACAGAGCAGACUCCAUCUCAAAAAAGAAAAAACAAAGCAAAACAGUAUUUCCCACUGGUCAGUUUUGCAUAGGCAUCUAUUUCAGGCCGCGUUCUUUUUUUUUCUUUUUUUCGAGAUGGAGUUUUGUUCUUGUUGCCCAGGCUGGGGUGCAAUGGCCCGAUCUCGGCUCACUGCAACCUCCGCCUCCCAGGUUCAAGCGAUUCUCCUGCCUCAGCCUCCCGAGUAGCUGGGAUUACAGGCAUGCGUCACCACGCCCAGCUAAUUUUGUAUUUUUAGUAGAGACGGGGUUUCUCCAUGUUGGUCAGGCUGGUCUCAAACUCCUGACCUCAGGUGAUCCGCCUGCCUCGGCCUCCCAAAGUGCUGGGAUUAUAGGCGUGAGCCACCGCGCCCGGCUCAGGCAGGGUUCUUUAUAAAAACACCCUGAUGCCUGAAAGACACUCUCUGGUUGUAAUAUUUGUUUUAUCCAUGAAAUGUUUAAAUAUUGCAACUGACUUGCGAUUAGCCACCAAAACAGGCCCUUUUAGAUGCAGUGCCUCUCCGACCAAGUAUUAGAUGAUUCAUACGUAAUGGACUAUGAUCAUUUUCUGUCCAUGUUUUCUAUUACUAUAUGCUGGUUUUUUUGGAGCAAUAAGAUUACUUUUUUUCUGUUCUAUUUUGAGCGAAUCCUUUACAGUUUUUGAUAAGAACUAUGGCAUUUGUUCUUUGUUGAUAAAACUCCUGAAAAUAACUCACAAGGCCAGUGCUGCACUCUGGCACAUGUAGGUUGUUUUGAGGGUUUGUUGGUUGGUUGGUUGGCUGGUUGAUUGGUUGGUUGGUUUAGAACACUAAUGUACUUGUUAUAAACCAAACUCUGGGCUUACAGUCUUAAAUUCCACCUCAUGGGGCUGUUUUCUCUGUUAGCAAUGAAACCUGGGCCAGGUGUAGUGGCUCACACCUAUAAUCCUGGCACUUUGGGAGGCUGAGGUGGGAGGAUUACUGGAGCCCAGGAGUUUGAGACCAGCCUGGGCAACAUAGUGAGACCCUGGUUUCUAUAAAUAAAUAAGAUAAUCAAAUCAGAAAGCAGGCAUUUUAGUAACAACCUGAUGAAUUUUAAGGUGAAUCAGGGUAAUUUUGCAGAAUGCGUUCUUGCACCGAAAUGUCCCUGACCACAUAUCAGUGGUAUAGACUGAACAGUGUGCUUCAGGGUCAUGUGCUGAGUGCACUGAUCACUCCGCUGUGGCCCAGGGCAUCUGUACCUUUUGGACAAGAUUAUGAUAAUUCAGAAGUGAAGUAAAAUGCCUCCCUCUGAUGGCAAAAAGCCAACCUGUUUGCAAAAUCACCCUUAUUGAAGGGUGGCGUGGCUGUGGUCCCUCCCUCCUGUUACUUGCAUCACCAACCAAACUAAACCAAACCAUACCUGCGCCUGUUCAGCUAGACUUGAAAUCAGUUUCCUUUUUCUUUCCCCUUUGCAGCACUGCUUAGUUUCCAGCUUUGUCAUUCUGUGGCCUUUGCUGUGACAAUGCUGGGAAGGGUUAGAAAUCCUGUCACCUCCAUCCACAAAGGCACAUUUCCACGCUCCGUGAUAAGAUGUCCCCUCUUCUCUCCCUGACUGUCUCAUUAAGGCUUUCAAACUGAGCCCCUUGCUGUUGGGGUAAUCACCCUUAAAGCCGCCUUGAUGCCCCUCUGUCCAAUCAAGCCCAAUAGUAGCAUUAACUGAGAAGCACUACACCUGACUGGCUUCACUCAAGCUUAGGUGGUUGAGGGUGAAUCUUCGGUGUAAAAUCUUUUACUAUAAAGAUAUAUUUUAUAUAUUUCAUAUCCCAUCAAGUUGCAGGUUAACUUUAUCAAUCACAAUGAGUCAUGAUUUGUUGCACCCAAAAGGAGCAGAAACACAGGUGAUGAGAUAUGAGAGGUGGCGCCAUGGUGCUUUGGAGGGGUUGGCAAGAUGUGACCCUCUGUUGCCUAUGCCCAUAAACCAGUGGGGGGAGUGGCCAUGGAGUAGAUGGCAGGGGCUUGUUGAAGGGAUUGAAAGCUCUCCUAGGGCAGGCACGGUGGCUCACACCUGUAAUCCCAGCACUUUGGGAGGCCGAGAUGGGAGGAUCACUUGAGGCUGGGCCAGCCUGGCCAACAUGGUGAAACCCCGUCUCACUAAAAAUACAAAAGUUAGCCAGGUGUGGUGGUACAUGCCUGUAAUCCCAGCUACUCAGGAGGCUGAGGCACGAGAAUUGCUUGAACCAGGAGGCGGAGGUUGCAGUGAGCUAGGAUCACGCCACUGCACUCCAGCCUGAGCGACAGAGUGAGUCUCCGUCUCAAAAAAAAAAAGGCUCUCCAAAGUGUCAUGUUCAGCACCAAAAGGGAAUAGGCACAGGGUGACCCCAGAAGUUCAUUUGUGAUACUUAAAUCUCCAGGUAUUUAUCCCAUGUGGGUCUGAUUCAGGCUCAGCACUAAAUUAACUCUAUGUAGAAAGUGUCAAUUGCAGAGCCUUCUGUAUCCAUGAGGCUUCCACCGCUUGUCCAUGCUUAGCCCCAUUGCCUUUUCCUUGGGAGCAUGCUUUCUAUUCCCAUGUGAGACAGCCUGACAUAAGUGAAAGGAUUUGGGCUCAAGCAAACAUGAGAUAUGGGUUCAUAUCUUGGCACCACUCCUGAUAGCUGUGUGAUCAUGGCAAACCUCGUUUUCAUCGUCUGUCAGGUGGAGAUGAAGGGAAAUGGUGCGUGUAAAGUGCUCAGCAUCUGUGCUUAGCAGGCCAUAGUCUCCCUGCCUCCUUUUUCUUGAGUAAGCCUUUAGAACUUUCUGACUCCUUUAGAGAAGGCAGAGAAACGAAUAUAUUUUGGGUGCCAUUUGGAGUCUGGGUCUUUGGUUAAAAUUGUCUUGUAUUAUGUUGAAAAGUGUCGGUCACCCCCAGGCUCUGGGGGCAUCUGUGAUCAUAGAAUACUGCCAUGCUUAUUUUGCCUCUCUAUGUUGAGAUUAAUUCACUGACGCCUCAUUUUCCACGUGCAUCUGUCAUAGUCUGGGUACCAGAUUGUAUUUAGAGAAUGGCUCUUGCUACUGUUACAUACACACAGAUCAUGUGUGUAAACAAGCAAAUUAAAGUAAACUGAGAUAAUGAAAUCCCA
Messenger RNA from Nomascus leucogenys (northern white-cheeked gibbon), 4677 nucleotides. RefSeq names its product fat storage inducing transmembrane protein 2 (gene FITM2). Gene Ontology annotation, biological process: lipid storage; lipid droplet organization; phospholipid biosynthetic process. NCBI's taxonomy places the organism in Eukaryota, Metazoa, Chordata, Mammalia, Primates, Hylobatidae. The record is from RefSeq and is a predicted model, not a curated record. Gene Ontology annotation, cellular component: endoplasmic reticulum membrane.